AUGAAUCAUCAUCAUCAUGAUAAUGAUCAUCAAUCGAAGAAACAAGAAGAAAAUGUGGUACUUUCUCCAAUUUCAAUUUUUAUUAGUUUUCUAAUGACUUUGAAUGGAGCAAGAGGUGAAACUCUUGAACAAUUAUUUAAAUUAUUAUCAAUUGAUAAUGAGAAAAGUUUGGGAGAAUGGCGAAAUCAAGAGUUGGUUCCUUAUGCGAAUGGAAUUAUUGAAUCGAUUGGAAGUUCUCAAGUGUUAAAGAUUGCUAAUGGAUUGUUUGUUGCUGAGAGAAUUGAAUUACAGAGCGAGUUUGAACAAUUAACAAGUAACAUUUUCAAAUCUUGUGUGCAAUCGUGUAAUUUUGAUAAUGCUGAAUCGAGUGCUGAUACAAUUAACAAAUGGGUUGAAGAAAAGACACAAAAGAUGAUUAAGGGAUUGGUUUCUCCUUCAGCUUUCAAUUCAGAAACUUUGUUAGUUUUGGUGAAUGCUGUUCAUUUUCUUGGAAAUUGGAAGUUGCCAUUCGAUCCAAAUGAUACUUUCGAUUAUGAAUUCACAUCUCACGUGUUUCCAAAUAAGAAGAUACCAACCAUGAGUAAAUAUAAUGAGAGAGUUGCUUAUGGAAAUGAGAAGGAUUAUCACUGGGUGGCAUUGCCUUAUUCUGAUGCAAAUUAUAGAAUGACCAUUAUUACAACAAGAGAAACAGAGGUUAAUGAACAAAAUGAAAGAGAAUUCAAUAGUUGGUUCUGUAAGAAAUUGGAUUCUGGGAAGAGUUUGAAACAAUUAUUUUCAGUUAGCUCAGAAGAACUCUCUUAUAUGUACAUUCCAAAAUUCGAUAUUGAAUAUUCAAUUGAUCUGACUGAGACACUAUCCCAAGAUCCUUUCAGUGUUAAAAAUGUAUUUUCCAAUGCAGAUUUUAGUGAAAUGACAACAGUGGAAACUGUCAAAAUUUCAAAAGUCAUUCACAAGGCAAUUAUUAAAGUGGAUGAAUUUGGAACAAAGGCAGCUGCUGCAACUGCAAUUAUUGCUGAGGAAGAUAAUGACAUUGAAGAGUUAUAUUUCACUGCUGAUAGACCAUUUAUUUAUUUCAUUUCUCAUGUUCCAUCUGGAUCUGUAAUCUUUGUUGGAAAAUUUAUUGGAAUGCCUUGA
This is a messenger RNA of Naegleria gruberi, 1134 nucleotides long. RefSeq lists its product as uncharacterized. NCBI's taxonomy places the organism in Eukaryota, Heterolobosea, Eutetramitea, Acrasida, Naegleriidae. Gene Ontology annotation, molecular function: serine-type endopeptidase inhibitor activity. The transcript has a single exon. The record is from RefSeq and is a predicted model, not a curated record. Bases 1 to 1134 code for a protein of 377 amino acids.